GGGUUGAGGCCAUGUUCUAGAUUCUUCCAUCCUCAGAACCCUCCAGACCUCUCUCUUUACUUCCUCUCUCCCUCUUUUAACCAUCCUCGCCUCCCCCAGCAUUCCCAAUCUCCCCAAGCUCCGGGCUUUCGCGUUCUCUUCCUUCGAAUUCGCCUACCCAAAAGCACCGAACGCCGCCGCCGCCACCACCACCACCGCCGAUGGCGAAGUACGGCGAGGGGGACAAGAGGUGGAUCGUGGAGGAGCGGUCCGACGGCACCAACGUCCACAACUGGCACUGGUCCGAGACCGACUGCCUCGAGUGGUCUCGCAACCUCCUCACCAAGCUCCUCUCCGACCUCACCCUCCUGGAUGGCGAGGGCAACCUCUUCGUACGGACCAAGAAGGUCGAGAAGGUCGACGGCGAGGCCUACGUCAAUAUCCGCAAGGGGAAGAUCAUCCCCGGCUACGAGAUCAGCGUCGUCCUCGCCUGGGAGGGCGAGGCCAGGGACUCCGACGGGAAGUCCCUGCUGAAGGUCGACGGCACGGUGGAGAUCCCGUACAUUGCCGACGAGAACGCCGACGAGGACCCCGAGGUCAAGGUCCUCGUCAAGGACGACGGGCCGAUCGGGAGGAGGUUGAAGGAGGCGAUGGGGAGCAGGGGCAAGCCGGUGAUCUUGGAGAAGGUUAGGGUUUUCGUGGAGAGCAUGGCGAGGGGAGGCCCGGCGAGGGAAGAUUUGGAGACGAAGAAGGUGGCUCCAAUUCCAAAGAACCAGACGUCCUCACCAGCUGAAGCAGCUGCGCCUGCUGCUGCGGGGAAGAAGGAGGUGGCUGCGGCCCCUGAGAAGAAGGAGGUGAAGAAGAAGAAGAAGGAAGGCUUCAAGACGAUCAGCAUGACGGAGAAGUUCAGCUGCAGAGCGAGAGAUAUGUACGAGAUAUUGAUGGAUGAGAACAGGUGGAAAGGGUUCACGCAGAGCAAUGCGAGGAUAAGCAAAGAGGUGGGAGGAGAGUUUAGCAUCUUCGAUGGCUCGGUCACUGGAAGGAAUGUGGAGUUGCAGGAGGGGAAGUUGAUUGUGCAGCAAUGGAGGUUUGGGAGCUGGCCUGAUGGUAUUCACUCCACAGUAAAACUUACUUUGGAUGAGCCUGAAUCUGGUCUGACUGUUGUCAAGCUCACACACACUGACGUCCCUGAAGAAGACAGGUAUGGGAAUGCAACUGUGGUGGAGAACACUGAGAGAGGGUGGCGAGACUUGAUCUUUAACAAAAUACGGGCAGUUUUUGGUUUUGGAAUAUAACACUUGAAUAUUUUUUUCCUCCUCAAGUGUAGAAUUAUUACCAGGAUUUGUCCUUUUCAGUAAGGUUAUAGAUUGGAUGAGAUUGUAUUGACGUUAUUGAAUGUUUGAUCUUUUAACCUGAUGAACUGGUCCAUGCGACUCAAGCUUCUUGAAGAACCUGGAUGUCAUGCCUCGUGUUCCGUUCCAAUAAUGAAAUACUUUGAUCGUGCACUC
Rhodamnia argentea is the source of this 1487-nucleotide messenger RNA. Its product is annotated as activator of 90 kDa heat shock protein ATPase homolog 1. Gene Ontology annotation, biological process: protein folding; positive regulation of ATP-dependent activity. Bases 201 to 1274 code for a protein of 357 amino acids. NCBI's taxonomy places the organism in Eukaryota, Viridiplantae, Streptophyta, Magnoliopsida, Myrtales, Myrtaceae. The record is from RefSeq and is a predicted model, not a curated record. The transcript is spliced from 3 exons. Gene Ontology annotation, cellular component: cytosol. Gene Ontology annotation, molecular function: protein-folding chaperone binding; ATPase activator activity.